CGGGUGCCCGCAGGAUGGGCGGCAGAGCCGGCUUCUUCGAGGUGGAAAUCCUUGACUGGGAGACAAAGAAACAGCUAUGCUUCCUAGAUAAGGUGGAACCAAAUGCUACAAUUAGAGAGAUCAGAUUGAUGUUCCAUAAAUUAUAUCCCCGGUGGUACCCAGCAAGGCAGUCAAUAAAACUUGAUCCAAAAGGAAAGUCCCUGAGGGAUGAAGAAAUCCUGCAGCACCUCCCUGUUGGCACAACUGCUACCUUAUACUUUAAAGAUUUAGGGCCACAGAUAGGAUGGACUACGGUAUUUUUGAUAGAAUAUACAGGUCCAUUGUUCAUCUAUUUUCUGUUUUAUUUCCGCAUGACUUUUGUCUAUGGACUGGAUGAGAGGUUUACAUCAAGUCCACACCCAGUAGUUAACUUGGCAUGUAUCUGCCAUUCUUUCCACUACAUCAAAAGGUUGAUUGAAACAAUAUUUGUUCAUCGGUUCUCCCGUGGGACUAUGCCACUGAGGAAUAUUGUGAAGAACUGCUUAUAUUACUGGGGAUUUGCAGCUUGGCUUGCAUAUUACAUCAAUCAUCCUCUUUACACUCCUCCUUCUUAUGGGAAAAAACAGAUAAAUUUUGCUGUCAUCAUGUUUCUGCUGUGUGAAGCUGGAAAUUUUUCCAUUCAUGUUGCACUCAGUGACCUCCGGAGGAAUGGAUCCAAAACCUGUAAGAUCCCAUAUCCAACAAAGAAUCCUUUCACAUGGCUGUUUUUCUUUGUAUCUUGCCCUAACUAUACAUAUGAGGUGGGGACCUGGAUCAGUUUCACUAUCAUGACUCAGUGUGUUCCAGUGGGACUGUUCACCUUGCUUUGCUUCAUUCAGAUGACAAUCUGGGCAAAGGAUAAACAUUGCACCUACUUACGAGAAUUCAAGGAUUAUCCAAGUCAUAGAAUGCCAAUUAUUCCCUUUUUGUUGUAAGAAAAGAAGGCUCAAUUUGAAUAUUGCACAGAACUUAAAGAAGAAAAACCUCAUAAAUGUCCUCCCAAAUAAAUGAAUUAAUUAAAAGGAUUUUGGUGCAUGUUGAAUCUCCACUACUAAGGGAAAUUGUAUGCACUUGAAAGCUAGACUUCCUUACGUUCAAGAAUUCUCAACUCAGAAGCACCUUAAAAAAUAAGGCUUCAUUGCACAGCUGCAAAAAAAGCCCCUGCAGUUCACUGUAACCUGCCUUAGAUUUUUCUGUACUAGUCUGUUUAGGUUGAUGGAUCAGAGAUCCUGAGAAGUCUGUGCUGAAAAGCAGCUCUAAAUUUAGCAGUGGCAUUCUGCAAGACAGAAGUACAUUGGAACGAGGACACACCAGCUAGCUACAGAGCUCGGUUCAGCCAGCAUGGCCAGCUGGCCUCAGGACAGUUGCAUGAUCUGCCUUCUUUGACUUGAAGAGAGUGUGCUGCCUGGAGGCAGGUGCUUUGUAACUGAUAACAUUACCAAAGAAUAUGAGUGGUUUCUGGAAUAAAGAAAUAGGCAAUAUCUCAAAAACCUGAUCUGGGUCUAACCCCUAAUUUGCCAAAAGAAUCUGAAGUAAGAAGUACUUGUAGUAUUUGUGAAUGUAAUAUCCUGUGCUGGGUUUUUUUAUUUGUUUUUGGUCUUCUUCAUUAGUAAGUUGCAUACUAGUAAAUAAGAUUCAGAAGCAAUCUAACCUAUGCCAUAUCUUUGAUAUCUGGUCUGUUUUGAUAUAAUAUCUCCUUAUGAUACUAAUUGACCUUUAACCCAGAAUUUUACAUCAGGCUUAUCUAAGUAGUUUUUAAUACACUUUGUAAAUACAUGAAGUGACUGCUAGUCCUCAGAAUGCUCUUCCUAUUUUCAGAGCCAGGGAGAAAAAUGAGCUUCAUUUUGGACUUCCUGUGUUUUCUUUGUCACUGGAUGUUCUGGACUUAGUUGGGUUUUUUGUAAAUCUAGUUAAAAAAGGCUAUUGAAAUCUAUCUGAAUGACAUUUUAAAGAAGCUA
This is a messenger RNA of Pseudopodoces humilis (Tibetan ground-tit), 1976 nucleotides long. RefSeq names its product trans-2,3-enoyl-CoA reductase (gene TECR). The record is from RefSeq and is a predicted model, not a curated record. Gene Ontology annotation, molecular function: oxidoreductase activity, acting on the CH-CH group of donors. Gene Ontology annotation, biological process: very long-chain fatty acid biosynthetic process. Lineage: Eukaryota; Metazoa; Chordata; Aves; Passeriformes; Paridae.